This is a messenger RNA of Leopardus geoffroyi (Geoffroy's cat), 3654 nucleotides long. It is a transcript of the gene SMIM43, whose product is annotated as small integral membrane protein 43. Bases 760 to 951 code for a protein of 63 amino acids. Lineage: Eukaryota; Metazoa; Chordata; Mammalia; Carnivora; Felidae. The record is from RefSeq and is a predicted model, not a curated record. The transcript is spliced from 3 exons.
ACUCGGGAACCAUGAGAUUAUGACCUAAGCGGAAGUCGGAGGCUUAACCGACUGAGCCACCCAGGUGCCCCUGUUAUUAAUGCUUCUCUAAGUGGCCUGUUGUUGUCCAUAGAAAAGAGCACUCUGGACUGAGUACGUGUGCGACUCUGAAGAGCAAGGCAGGUUGAACUGGAAUUCACGCAGGCACCAUGAAGUCGUCUCACAGAAGGAAGUCAUCUAAUAGCCCUUUAGACCCCACCUUCACUGCUACCUUUAAUUCUUUUGGGUUUCUGGGCCAUGGCAUGUUUUCCCUCUGGGAAAACCAGGACAGGGGAAAAUAUCCAGAAAUCAAUUAAUUAGGAAGGGAGGGGAUUAGGGACCCAUUGGUUGAUGGGGGUGGAAAUCUUAAAAUCAUUUGCAAAGCACCAGCCCCAACAUCCCUUGGGAGACUGAGCCGUGACCUCUUCUCCUGGCGUCCCCGCCCGCUAAAUUCGCUCCUAGAAAAAUCCGCUCACGUCCCCAAGAGCGCAGGAGAGGAUCUCAGUGAGGCGGGAGGCUCUCGUGCCUGCUGGGAGAGGCGGAGCUGGGAUUAACCAGCUCCUUGGCGCUUUUCCUCCGAACUGGGGGAGGCCGAGCACGGACCGAGAAGUAGGCGCCCAACGCCGGGCGCCCGUAAGGGGGCGGAGGAGACUCGGAGGUGGGAGAGCGGGUGGCAAGCCUGGUCCGCCAGCUGCUAUCCGCGCCUAGCGCGCACAACCACCGAGCGCCGGCGCCUCCAGCAUGGAGUGGGAGCUCAACUUUCUGCUCUACCUGGCGCUCUUUUUCUUCCUGCUCUUCUUACUUUUCCUCUUGCUCUUCGUGGUCAUCAAGCAGCUGAAGAACUCUGUGGCCAGCACGGCUGGGGCGCUCCAGCCCGGGCGUCUCUCACUGCACCGGGAGCCUUGGGGCUUCUCCCGAGAGCAAGCGGUGUGACCCGUAAGGCGCGGGCACUAGCGGGAGGGCACGGAGCUGCGCGGGCGCCAGGCUGGGUCUUAGCCUCGACUCUCUGUCCGCGUGGCCACCCAGGUUCCACUGCUAGGCUCCGUGGUAGCGCUGGCAGGUUCGUUCGGAGGUGGAAGGGGCCUGCGGAGGGGCGAGUUUCUCGGCCCCUCGGGGAGGUUCUGGGCUUGAAGCACGCUCUGUUGCCAGGCACGGUGGGUGUAUGGGGUCUGGGCUAGCGCUGUGCUCUUAGGAAUGGACUCUCAGCUUUUCCGGGGUGGGGAGAGAGGGAGAAAGAGAGACGUUCAGCCUUUGGAGCCGGAAUGGCUUUGGGCACCUGCAAGCUCUUCUUCCCAGUCCCACUGCAUUUUAGCUUGUUCCCAAAGGAUGGCAAGCUAAAUCAUUCGGAUAAUUCAGCCCAACCUUCCAUACCAAAUUUGAUUCCAAAAAUCGAAUGUCAACCUAAAUGUCCAAAUUAUUUAGAGUAUGGGCUUUGGGACAAGGAGCAGGAGGAAACAGUGCGCACUUGAAGUAUGCCGAAUACUGCUUUAAAUAUCUUUGCCCUUUGGUAGAGGCUAAAUGGGGUUCGUCUGGCAGCGGCCUAUCUUCCCCUAAAUCCUUGCUCCUCUCCUAGCCACCGACCCGGUUGAUGGCUACAGACUUGCCACACCGGGUGGGUUUAGAAUCUGGAACAGCGGGACGGCGAGCCUUAGAAGUCAUUUGAGAGGUGCCUUGGAGUUGCUCUGGAGGGCCGGUGAAAAGAGGUACUGUUUACACGUUUUAGGGCAAUAGGAAAAAGAGGACCGGAGGAGCAAGGAUGUCUUUUCAGAAUACGUGACUAGACCAUUUGCGAGAAGAUUGACCGGCAGCAAUAAACUUUUCAUUAAUGUGCCCUAAGCACUCUCCAGGCAAUGUCACUUUGGGGAAAUAAGAGUUUCAUCUUCCAGAUGCUUUUUGCUCGAUAUUUGCUGUCUCGAGUUCUGGAGUCAAGCUGCUGCCCUGGGUUGGUGCCUUGAAGGCGGCAACUGCAGCUCCGGUUGGUAAUGGGAAACCCUUCACAGAGGGGACCUGAACAACCCGAGAUGGACGUCUUCUGCCAAUGCAGUGCCACUGGUGUCCAGAGGUGUAAAUGAGCCCCGACUCUUCUAGAAAGGAGACUCUGGAGAACUGAGGGUCCCAAGAUGGUUGCUGCAGCCCCCCCCCCCCCAAGAAGAUGAAGGAAGCUGAAAGAGGAAAUGAGGCACACCAUUUUGAGUCGGCUUCCUUUUAAAGAGCUUUCUCAGCAGCCCAGCAACUUUUACUUACAUCUCAUUGGCCAGACUGUGUUAUAUCUGCAAGGUUGCAUGAGAAAUGUAGUUUUUGUAGCUGGACAUAAAAUAGCCUUCAACAAAAAAUCUGAGGAAAUCUAAGGAAAACGAUGAUUGUGGAUCUUUGGGGAACAGAGUAGCAGUCUGUGCUCUGGCUACAAAAUACGGUUGUAAAGGAGCAUAACGUUUGAAACAGAUCAAAACUGCAACUCCUUCACAACUAACAACACUCCAGGCAACACUGCUCUGCUCAGACAGUAAGCAGAGUGAAGACAUGCUAGGUUUUUUCAUGAAACACCUGCCAGGACUGGCUUUCACAAUCAGCCAUUGGUUUGCCCCACAUCAGGAUUUUCUAGAGGAGGACCCUGGGAACCUGUAUGCUUCCUCAGUGGACAUAAUCUAUGGAGGUUUGGAAUGGGAUAAAGAAUAUUCUACCUUGCUGCUUUCCCAUCUGCUUCACGUAUUCUAAUUUUCCUUACAGAUUUUUGGUGGAGUCUAGUUUUUGUUUGAUCCCCUAAAAGGAUCAUCCCUUUCAUAUAUAGGAGAAGGUAAUCUAUGUAAAGAAAGGCUACUUUACUCCCUUCUGUGACUCCACCACCAACCUAGGAAUAUCCUGGGAGAAGACUUGCUUCUCAAAGCUGCUUCCGUAAUCAGCCUACAUCCUGCCUAAGCAAAGGGAGAAGAAACACUUCCCACAUCCAAGGCUGUCCAAAAGAACUUUCUGUGGUGACAGAAAUGUUCUAUAUUUGCACUGUCCAUUAUGGUAGCCAUUAGCCAUGUGUAACUAGUGAACACUCGAAAUGUGGCUAGUGUGACUGAAGAAGUAAAUUUUAAUUUUAUUUAAUUUUAAAUAAUUAAAAUGUAAAUAGCCAUAUGUGACUAGUGGCUAUUGUAUUGUACAGCUCCAGUAUUCAACCUUCUUUUUCUUGUGUUUCACCAACCACCUGGGAGGGGUUUGGGCCAGUCAUGUGUUUGGUGUUUCAUGGUCUUCACUGUUCUACCUUGCCAUUGAACUUGUCUCCCAGAGAAAAGGAAAAAUGGUAUCUUGGAACUAAAUUCAAGAUGUUAACUUGAUAUCUGCACAUUGCACAUAUUUCUGUAUAAAUGCAAUGAUCUCUUGGGAAUAGGUCCUGUGAUUGAUUUUUGUGAUAAUUGGUGAUGGAAAAAUGGUGGUGAUGGUCCAUUUAGCAUUCCUGGUGAACAUUAUGUAUUCCUAGUGAGGGUGAGUCAGUGGGAAUUAUUUUCUUCUGUUAUGCUUAAUUCUGUUUUACUUUAUUCUUGUAGUAUCGUGGCUGCUAAAUGAUUAUUCCAUGUAUGUUUUUCAAACUACUUAGUGAUUUAUAUUUUUAAAAAGGCUGUGAAAUAAAAAAAAAUAAUUAUAUGUAACUCA